Molecule: messenger RNA, 824 nt
Organism: Notodromas monacha
Lineage: Eukaryota; Metazoa; Arthropoda; Ostracoda; Podocopida; Cyprididae
Source: the annotation of a GenBank genome assembly
AGAUCACACAUACUGUAUAUGGUCCAUCUCUGAAGGAAUGAGUGAGUGAGUGAGUGAGUGAAUGAAUGAACAUCACCUGUGUCCUGACUUCAGUUUUGAAGCGCGCAUUGAGUAACACCAAGUGGUGCCGGCGACCUUUGCCACCAACCCCGAGGGACGCCCGAAACGUCAUGAAGCUCAUCAUUGACUGCGACGCCGGGGUCGACGACGCCAUGGCCCUCAUCAUGGCCCUGGACUACGUGAGGAAAGGGAAGGCCCAAGUCCUGGCCGUCACUUGCGUCCAGGGCAACACUGGGCUGGACAACGUGGUGGUCAACGUGCUGAGGACCAUGAACGCCAUGGAUAUCCAGGUUCCAGUUUACAGAGGUGCCAAAGAUCCUCUGAUUGGCCCCUACAUCAGACAUGGCCCUCCCUUCCAUGGUGAAGAUGGACUAGGUGAUGCACACUUUGACACUACUCCAGACCUCAGUGUGGUGUCCAGUGAACAUGCCUCACUGGCCAUUGCAAGACUUGUGAGGGACAAUCCUGAUUUAUGCAAAGAAGGUGUUCGAAACGCCUUUGCUUAUGACGGAGUGGUUAAAUUAAUUGGGGAUGUGCUGGACUUCACAUGCGCAUCCUUCAAUCAAAUCAAGGUGAUCUUGUUGAGUGGAGACGUUGCUUGUGUUGGUGCUCCCAGCACUGAUAUUGAGUUGCGAGGAGGCAGAUUUCAAGAAGGCCAGCCAGAUCUGCAUCACCGGAGCGCGUCGAAUUGGAAGGGAUUGUUGCCAGCAAAGUGGAAGAUGUGGAGAACGACAGAGGGAAUGCUGAUUCGGGCGGUAGUCUAG